Molecule: messenger RNA, 1698 nt
Organism: Cavenderia fasciculata
Lineage: Eukaryota; Evosea; Eumycetozoa; Acytosteliales; Cavenderiaceae
Exons: 1
Coding region: 1-1698 (565 amino acids)
Source: RefSeq, a predicted model, not a curated record
AUGGAUAAAGAUUGUUAUUUAAUUAAAGAAAGAAUAUCUAUAUUAUUAUUACAAAAGAUUAUUAGAGAUAUUGGCAAUGUAGAUUUAUUGUGUCUAUUGAUGACUUGCAAGUCAUGGUACUAUGACUUUAGAUUAAAGUAUAGUAAUUUAAUAACAUUCAACGAUCAGUUGGAUUGUAUCGACCCAACGGCAUUCAUGACAACAGCCAAUAAAAAGUACUUUAUCACAAAUACUUGUACUAUGAAUGCAUUCCUACCAAUCUAUAAUAAUACAAUAUCAUCAACUAUAUUAAUAGAUGACAAUAAUAAUUGUAAUAAUAAUAAUAAUACAUUUUCAACUGCAUUCAUCAAUUUAAAAGAUUCCUCCUCCUCUUCUUCUUCUACUACUUGUUUAACUACAACAUUGAAACAUUUAUAUGUUUAUGAAAUGAAAGAUUUAAAAUUAUUUGAUACUUUAGAACCAAAUAGUUUGGAAACAUUAAAAUUAAAACAAUCAUAUGAUUCUACUUCAUCCUCUUCUUUACUUGAACAACAAAAACAAACAAUUAAAUCACUUCAAAUAGUAUAUAGUGAAGGUUUAAAGUUUAAUUUUCCAAACCUUACAUCACUAGAAAUAUCAUUUAAUGGUUGGGGAGAGGAGAAAAAAGGGUUUUUAUUCCCAAAUACUUUGGUAUCACUUGACUUGUCGAUUCAGUCUUGGGAAUCUGGUAAUGCAUUCAAUUUAAAAAAUUGUAUUUCUAUGCAAUCUUUGAGGAUUGUUAAAACAAACAAGCGUGAUCCAGCUGGCAAAAAGAAGAGAAGAGCUCGUGCCCAAGACUGGCUUCCACCAUUUUUAAAAUCUCUUCAUCUCACAGAUGAGGAGGAUUACCCAACCAUUCUUCCUACAACCUUGACCAAACUUUCAAUGGCCAUUGACAAAAAAGGAAUGCCAAACAAUUAUCUACCACCAAAUCUUUGUCACCUAAAACUUUACCAUUAUCACAAAAAGAUUGUUAUUCAAGAUACACUCAUCCCCAAUGGAUUGGAAAAGUUUACUUUUGUAAAUGUCUACAAUGUCAAUAGUUUAUCAUUCCUUCCAAGUUCAUUGAAAAAAAUCGAUCUACUUACAUUGGAUCAUAAAAAGACGGAAAGAGGUUGGUUAUCUAAAUUCAACAAUCUUGAAAAAUUAAUGAUUCGAGAAUCUUUUCAAAUGGAUUUUCCACCAACCAUCAAAAGUGUACAUUAUCAUAGUAUAUCCACCGGUCCACUUUAUAUACCAAUUACAUCAACCAAACUUUCCAUUACAAUUCAAGAUUCAAAUCAAUCAUUGGAAAAAUUAAAUAUUAAAAUUAUUGACAACCAAAAUAAUAAGAAAAAAGAAAAAGUUAAUAAUAAUAAUAAUCUUUUUCAAUUACCAAAUCUAAGAAAAUUAUAUAUUGAAAUUGAAGAUGAUCAAGGUGAUAGGUUUAGAAUUGAUGAUAUCAUCACAAAGUCAAAUAUUCAAACCAUUAUAUUUUCAACAUUUAUGUAUACUAGAAUUGAUAUUAGACGAUUGGGUGGCGAUCAUAUCCUAUUGAUAGAUAGAAAUACUAUCCUAGGUGGAAUAAUCACUUUAAAAAAAGAUAAUAAUAAUAAUUAUCAACCAUUAUUUAUCAAAUUUAAUAGACUACUUCAAAAUCCUAAAAACCUUUAUAUUUCAUUUACAAACCAACCAAAAUAA